CAUUGUGGAUGAGAAAGAAGAUAAACGGUGACUUACAAUCGAAUCUCCUGGUGGCAAGAAAGUGAUUUUGUGCCCUUAGUUCUUUUAUCUUUUCCUAAUUCUUAAUUAACCCCUGGAUUUGAGAAAAAGGGGAGAAAAACACGUACAUCUAAUAUAAAAAAAUAAAUUUAUUUGAGGAGGUAUGGGAAGAAAGCUUAAAUUUAGGCUGAAUAUUUGGCUAAGGAGAAGAAUUGUAACCACUCUUUCUUCCCCUGUAGGUUCAACCACCACCUACCCUUUUUUUUCCUUGGCCAACAAACGAUGUUAAGUGAAACAAUGAAUUCAUUUAUCCGCACCUGUUAGUUUGUAUCAUGCUCUCUCUCUCUCUCGCCCAUUAAGCUUUAAGAGAAGCUUCCCACACGAUUCCAUUUCAUGACCAAAAAAUUUGGGUAUCAGGGUAGAGGUCAAGAAGGUCGCAUAUGGUGGAAUAGCUCCGUCAUCCAUUUUCACAGAACUUAUUGUAGGACCUAUAUACCCCUAUACAUAUAUAUAUAUAUAUAUAUAUAUAUAUAUAUAUAUAUUCCACCGUUGGCUUUCUAUUUAUGUUAGUGUAGGAUUUACAUAUUAUGAGAGAACAGAGACGAGGGAUGAGAUAGUUUUAGGCGGAGGCGCCUUAACUUGUUUCAGUCAUUUCAAGUCUAAAAAGCCCAAGCAGCGGCUUACAUUGUCCUUGUAACUCUUCCUCUCUGUCUCUCUCUUGACCUCUUUUAACUCUUUCUUCUUGGAGUGUAAUCAGCUAUUGAGGCAGGGUUGGGAAGAGGGGUUCUCUCAAAUGGAUGUAAUGUGCAAAAUCAGAUCGGUCUUAACAUUAAUAGGAGGAGUUCUGAACAAGGCUGUGAGCUUCAUUGUCUUCUGUUUUCUUGACCUUGUUGAUUUCAUUCUAUGCUUUGUUUACAAAGUGGUUGACUUCUGCAUUGAAGCUGAAUGGAAGCCUUGUUACUGCUCCUCUGCUAAAGAAGCCAUCACUGGCAGCGGCAAGAUCUUAGUCUCGGAACAGGGCGAGUCCAAGAUUGUUUGCCUCACUCCAAGCAAGUUACAGCUGGAGGACAUUUCAGAUACCCUCUAUUCACGUCCUUCUCUUGUGACCGAGGUCUCAAAGCUGACCGUCAAUGAGCUAAAGAAGCUCAAAUUGGAUGGCACCAUCAUACAAUCUUGCGAGAAGACCAAGAAAGGAACAGUGCGAUCAACGUUCACCAUUAACUCUACCAUUGUGGAAAUGCUUCAGGGCAAGAUGGUUGGGCAGCAAUUGCAUCCCAUUCCUAGAUGGUCUGAUUGCGAUUGUAAACUCUGUAAUUCUUGGACCUCUUCUAGCAAAGACACCCUUUUUGUUAAAGCUCAGGGACCAAAAGAUAAAGCACGAGAAGAUGUGUUAUUCAUUCAUGGUUUCAUUUCAUCAUCAGCAUUUUGGACUGAAACUUUAUUUCCCAACUUUUCAAGCACUGCUAAAUCAACUUAUCGGUUGUUGGCAGUUGAUCUACUGGGUUUUGGAAGAAGUCCUAAGCCAACAGACUCCCUUUACACCUUAAGAGAACAUGUGGACAUGAUCGAAAAGUCCGUGCUCGAAGCAUACAAAGUUAAAUCUUUCCACAUUGUGGCUCAUUCCUUAGGCUGCAUCUUAGCCCUUGCUAUAGCUGUAAAACACCCUGGAUCUGUCAAGUCCCUCACCUUACUUGCACCGCCAUAUUAUCCAGUGCCGAAGGGUGAACCAGCAACGCAAUAUGUUAUGCGAAAAGUAGCACCCCGACGAGUGUGGCCGGUGAUGGCUUUUUGUGCAUCCAUUGGUUGCUGGUACGAGCACAUCACCCGGACGGUUUGCCUGGUCAUAUGCAAGAACCACCGGCUGUGGGAAUUUCUCACCAAACUUAUCACCAGAAACAGGAUCAGGACUUUUUUGCUUGAAGGGUUCUUCUGCCACACCCAUAACGCCGCCUGGCAUACUCUUCACAACAUUAUUUGUGGCACCGCCAGCAAGCUCGACCGCUAUCUGGACGCCGUCCGCGACCGGGUAAAAUGCGACGUUACCAUAUUCCACGGCAAAGACGACGAAGUAAUCCCGCUGGAAUGUAGCUACAAUGUUCAAAGAAGAAUCCCUCGUGCUCGAGUUAAGGUUGUCGAAAACAAAGAUCACAUUACAAUCGUUGUGGGUAGACAAAAGGCGUUUGCCAGGGAGCUUGAGGAGAUUUGGAAGCGAUCAGGCAGUGAUUAAGACCUUUAAUUACACUCUGCUUUUCUGGGCCAAAUUAUAAUUAAGAGCAGAAAAAUAACAGUGUUAAAUCUGCAUGUCCAAUUGUCAAGUGGGUAAAUAUGGCAUUAGAUUCAGAUUGCGGGGUUUUCUGUUUAAUUCCUCAAAAGAUCUGUCAAAGUCAAUAUUUUAGGCCAUGUGAGAUCGUUGCCCUCUUAUUCGAUCGGGUUGUGAAAUGCAUAAUUAAUUGUAAUCAUAUGAAUUUUUAUAAGAAACACAAGUGUCAUAGUAAACAUCUGCCAAUUAAAUACUUCCUUUUCUUU
Molecule: messenger RNA, 2544 nt
Organism: Theobroma umbraticum
Lineage: Eukaryota; Viridiplantae; Streptophyta; Magnoliopsida; Malvales; Malvaceae
Product: putative lysophospholipase BODYGUARD 3
Source: RefSeq, a predicted model, not a curated record